Messenger RNA from Raphanus sativus (radish), 1076 nucleotides. RefSeq lists its product as uncharacterized. The transcript is spliced from 7 exons. Gene Ontology annotation, biological process: protein ubiquitination. Gene Ontology annotation, cellular component: membrane. Gene Ontology annotation, molecular function: ubiquitin-protein transferase activity; zinc ion binding. Bases 63 to 842 code for a protein of 259 amino acids. The record is from RefSeq and is a predicted model, not a curated record. NCBI's taxonomy places the organism in Eukaryota, Viridiplantae, Streptophyta, Magnoliopsida, Brassicales, Brassicaceae.
AUGGCUUGAAACAGGCUCCGCGAUGCUGGUUUAAGAAACUCUCAGACGCCUUACUUCGAUAUAUGAAUGAACACAUGGUGGUAUAUGUGGAUCGACUGGUGAGGCAGGUUCCGUUACCUCCGGUUGACACUUGGGAGCCGUCUAGCCUCAGGUUAGAGGAGGGUAUCUACGAGGGAGAUACUUCUGCUACGGAGAUGUGGUCAGAAGAGUGUCGUAUUUGUCAGGAGGAAUCCGCUAUUAUGAAUCUCGAGAGCCCGUGUGCUUGCAGUGGUAGCCUUAAGUAUGCUCACAGAAAAUGUGUUCAACGUUGGUGCAAUGAAAAGGGAAACACUUCAUGCGAGAUUUGUCAUCAGCCAUACCAAGCUGGAUAUACCUCUCCUCAACCUCCACUCCAAUCUGAAGAAACCACUAUUGACAUUAGUGGAGGAUGGACAAUCUCAGGUAUGGAUCCACACCUCCUGGCAAUCACAGAAGCCGAACGUCAGAUUUUAGAGUAUGAGUAUGAUGAUUAUACAGCUCGUAAUACCAGUCUUGCUGCAUUCUUCCGCAUAUCUGCUCUUAUUUUGAUGACUCUUUUGUUGAGAUGCGCACUGACCGUACCGGAUUAUGCAGAUGGUGAAGAUGAGGACACUUCUUCAAUACUUUCUCUUUUAUUACUCCGAGCUGCUAUUUUUCUUCUUCCUUGCUACAUCAUGGCAUCAGCCAUUAGUAUCUUGCAUCGGCGCCGAAUACAUAGACAGGAAGCAGCAGCUUUGGCAACCCGGGUUGCGUUGGUGCUUAGCUCACGUCGACAUAGAGCCAUGAGUAAUAAUAUAUUUUUCGUUGGAGCCUUGAUUUACUAGUGAAUCAUCUCGUAUGCUGGUGUAAUCUAGCUUCUAUAGCUACAAGAAGACCAUCAGAGGAUCUAUACAGGAAGUUCCUACUACCGCAAGCUAAAAGCGUAACAAAGGAGUGUCCCAACUUAGUGCGGAGCUUUCUUAACGAAUCUAAUAAGAAAGAUUCUGUGUAUGUUACUAUGUUAGAGUUUGAGAGUUUCUGAUUUUGUGCAUUUUGUAUAAACUGAAAAUGUGAAUGUU